AUGGGUGAAAAGCAGAAGAAUAUUUCUCUGGAAGAUAAGGUUUCUAUUAUUAAAAAAGUGGAGGCAUCUCCUGGCGUGAGUCACGUGGAGCUAGCGAAGCAAUUGGGACUGGCCCCUUCAACACUCAACACUAUUAUGAAAAACAGAUCGUCGAUAAUGGAAGGGUUUGAGAAUUGUGGAAAUUCAAAACGUACGCGUUUGAAACAAUCGACUUACGACGAAAUGGAGAAAGUUUUAUUAACUUGGUUUCAGCAAGCACGUGCUGCAAACAUUCCUAUAAACGGAACUAUUUUGAAGGAGAAGGUGCUUCAAAUAUCACUUCAGUUAGGAAUGGACAAUUUUAAGGCGUCCAAUGGAUGGAUUGAUAAAUUUCGACAGCAUCAUGGUGUUGUGUACAAAUUGGAAUGUGGAGACAGUAAAAGUGUGGACGAACCAACUGUAGCUCAGUGGAUACAGACUCUCCCUAAUCUGAUACAGGGCUACAAACUGCGUGACAUUUAUAACGCUGACGAAACCGGCAUGUUUUUCAAUUUAAUGCCGGAUAAGACAUUCACUUUUCGUGGGGAAAAUUGCACAUGGUGGUAA
Messenger RNA from Schistocerca nitens (vagrant locust), 585 nucleotides. Its product is annotated as tigger transposable element-derived protein 4-like. Lineage: Eukaryota; Metazoa; Arthropoda; Insecta; Orthoptera; Acrididae. The transcript has a single exon. The record is from RefSeq and is a predicted model, not a curated record. Gene Ontology annotation, cellular component: nucleus. Bases 1 to 585 code for a protein of 194 amino acids. Gene Ontology annotation, molecular function: DNA binding.